This is a messenger RNA of Dipodomys spectabilis (banner-tailed kangaroo rat), 2113 nucleotides long. RefSeq names its product peroxisomal biogenesis factor 13 (gene Pex13). Gene Ontology annotation, cellular component: peroxisome; peroxisomal importomer complex; peroxisomal membrane. The transcript has 4 exons. Gene Ontology annotation, molecular function: protein binding. The record is from RefSeq and is a predicted model, not a curated record. NCBI's taxonomy places the organism in Eukaryota, Metazoa, Chordata, Mammalia, Rodentia, Heteromyidae. Gene Ontology annotation, biological process: protein import into peroxisome matrix, docking. The coding region runs from base 50 to 1261 and encodes 403 amino acids.
GGCCGGGGACAGGCCGGGCCGGGAGCGGCAGCCGACCCGAGGCGGAGACAUGGCGUCGCAGCCUCAGCCUCCCCCGAAACCCUGGGAGACCCGCCGAAUUCCGGGGGCCGGGCCGGGACCAGGACCCGGCCCCACCUUCCAAUCUGCUGACUUGGGUCCUACUUUAUUGACAAGACCUGGACAACCUACACUAACCAGAGUGCCCCCACCUAUUCUUCCAAGGCCCUCCCAGCAGACAGGGAGCAGCAGUGUGAACACUUUCAGACCUGCUUACAGUUCAUUUUCUUCUGGCUAUGGCACCUAUGGAAAUUCAUUUUAUGGAAGCUAUAGCCCUUAUAAUUAUGGAUAUAAUGGGCUGAGCUUUAACCGCCUCCGUGUAGAUGAACUUCCACCCAGUAGGUUCGUUCAGCAAGCAGAAGAAAGCAGCAGAGGUGCAUUUCAGUCCAUUGAAAGUAUUGUACAUGCAUUUGCCUCUGUCAGUAUGAUGAUGGAUGCUACCUUUUCCGCUGUCUAUAACAGUUUCAGGGCUGUAUUGGAUGUAGCAAAUCACUUUUCCAGAUUAAAAAUACACUUUACAAAGGUUUUUUCAGCUUUUGCUUUAGUUAGGACUAUAAGAUACCUUUAUAGACGAAUACAGUGGAUGAUGGGUUUGAGAAGAGGCUCGGAGAAUGAAGACCUGUGGGCAGAGAGUGAAGGAACUGUGGCCUCCCUUGGUGCUUAUGACCCAGCAGCUAACUCAGCAAAAUCUUGGCCAAUAUUCUUGUUCUUUGCUGUUAUUCUUGGUGGUCCUUAUCUCAUCUGGAAGCUUCUGUCUACUCACAGUGAUGAAGUAACAGGCAACAUCAACUGGGCAAGUGGUGAAGAUGACCACGUAGUUGCUAGAGCAGAAUAUGAUUUUGCUGCUGUAUCUGAAGAAGAAAUUUCUUUCCGUGCUGGUGAUAUGUUAAACUUAGCUCUCAAAGAACAACAACCCAAAGUGCGUGGCUGGCUUCUGGCAAGUCUUGAUGGUCAAACAACAGGACUUAUUCCUGCAAAUUAUGUCAAAAUUCUGGGUAAACGAAGAGGUAGAAAAACAGUAGAAUUGAGUAAAGUUUCCAAGCAGCAACAAUCUUUUACCAACCCAACAGUAAUUAAAGGAGCCACAGCUGCUGAUUCCUUGGAUGAACAGGAAGCUGCCUUUGAAUCUGUUUUUGUUGAAUCCAAUAAGGUUCCUGGUACACCUGAAUCCACAGGGAAAAGUGGAGAUAAACAAGAUCUUUGAUAUCUUUCAUGUUUGGGUGCAGUUGAACAAUACUUUAGAGUACUUUUAAAAAUCAUUUCUUAUAAAGAAAUUAGUCUACAAUUCAAUGAAAACAUUUGUUAUUGGCUAUUCCAGGUGUUUUGCUGCUAGAAAUUAUUAAAGUUAUACACUAAUAUGUUGGUCUAGUGACCUGGUUACAUUUUACAAUUUAUUGGACCACGAAGACAUUUAUUUCACCUAGCUUUUAAGAUUAUGGAGAUUGCUCUCAUUUUCCUGUAUUUAAGUCCCUUGGCUUAUUAGAACAGUAAUUUUGAUGAACUAUAGAAUAUAUGGUUUACUUCAGAAGGGAUCAUUAAUGCUUUUCAGAGUUGUAGGUUAAGUGACUUGAAAUCCUCAAAAAUUCAGUGAUAACAUAUACAUAUCAGAAUAGGCCAAAAAGCUAAUUUUUUAUAAUCUUAAGUAAACUGAAUAAAAAUUUUCUGAUGUUUUAUGUCCAGUGUUGGGUUUACUUUAGGUAGUAAUAUGUUUUUACCUACAAAUAAUAGAUAAAAUUAUCUUUUAUACAUAUUAUCUUGAAACAGUCACUGUGAAAGCAUUAUAAAGGUAGUCCUAGAAUGACAGAGUAUAACUCUUCUCUUUACAACUAGUUUUUACCCUGAAUCAGUAAAAAUACAUAAAAAGAUUUAUUUUCUUUUUCCUCCAACCCAAGAUUCUAGUCCUUUUGGGCUUGCACUUAAUGAUAUAAUCAAUUCUAGUGGUAGGGAGUUUUAAUUUUUUCAUUGGUUCUCUGUUACCUUGUGUAAUUAUAAAAUUUCCAUAUUAAAAUUCUUUAAACAUUGAAAAUAUAUGCCAUUAAAUACACAUUUCUUUUUU